Molecule: messenger RNA, 585 nt
Organism: Adineta ricciae
Lineage: Eukaryota; Metazoa; Rotifera; Eurotatoria; Adinetida; Adinetidae
Source: the annotation of a GenBank genome assembly
AUGGGUGCAUCCGGAACCAAACGAGUCAUUCAAGCUGAAUUAUCUCAAGACCAACUUGACUAUUUAAAAAUGCGAACACGAAUGACAGAAGAAGAAAUUCAAAAAUGGUUUCAUGGCUUUUAUAAAGAUUGUCCGGAUGGUCUCUUAACACAAAAACAAUUUAUUCUCAUGUAUAAUCAUGCGUUUCCAGACGGAGAUGCAACGCAAUAUGCUAAAAGAGUAUUUGUUACUUUUGACAAAGAUAAUUCGGGGAAAAUUGAUUUUACUGAAUUUCUCUUAGCAAUGGAUUUAAUGGAAAAUGGCAAUUUAGAUGAAAAACUUCGUUAUGCAUUUCAAUUAUACGAUGUUGAUAAAAACGGAAUUUUAACUAAGUCAGAAAUUGAAACAAUUAUCAAGAUGAUUCUUUCACUCCGUGGUGAAGGAAACAAUGAUCGUCUGAAAAACGAUGUUAUGAAACACUUGAAUCAAUUUAUUACAAAAUUUGAUGAAAAUAAUGAUGCGAAAAUAAGUCAAGAUGAAUUUUGUCGGAUUUGCUCACAAGACGAAUAUCUUAAAGAAUUCCUAUCACCAAAUUUUUCUUCGUAA